Messenger RNA from Morus notabilis, 375 nucleotides. RefSeq lists its product as uncharacterized. Lineage: Eukaryota; Viridiplantae; Streptophyta; Magnoliopsida; Rosales; Moraceae. The record is from RefSeq and is a predicted model, not a curated record. The coding region runs from base 1 to 375 and encodes 124 amino acids. The transcript has a single exon.
AUGGUGAGUCAAUUUAUGCAUUCUCCUGGGCAAGAACACUUUGAUCCAGUAUACAGAGUUUUGAGGUACUUAAAGGGUUCUCCGGGUAGAGGACUACUCUUCAAGAAACGAGAACAUUUACAGGUAGAAACUUACACAGAUGCUGAUUGGGCAGGAAGUACAAUAGAUAGACGAUCUACAUCAGGCUAUUGCACUUUUGUCGGAGGUAAUCUUGUUACUUGGCGCAGCAAGAAACAAAAUGUAGUAGCAAGGAGUAGUGCAGAAGCUGAGUUUAGAGCACUCGCCCAUGGAAUUUGUGAAGUUAUGUGGAUAAGAAGACUUCUUGAUGAUUUGAAGGUCACAGUAUCUUCUCCUAAGAGUCUACUGCGACAAUAA